Messenger RNA from Lachancea thermotolerans CBS 6340, 975 nucleotides. It is a transcript of the gene FPT1, whose product is annotated as chromatin-associated RNAPIII regulator FPT1. The transcript has a single exon. The record is from RefSeq and is a predicted model, not a curated record. NCBI's taxonomy places the organism in Eukaryota, Fungi, Ascomycota, Saccharomycetes, Saccharomycetales, Saccharomycetaceae. Bases 1 to 975 code for a protein of 324 amino acids.
AUGCAGGAGAUCUACGUGCCCAUUGGAGAAGACCAGCGCGUCAAACUCACACUCGUCAGCACUUUCCAACACAUCGGCCAGGUCCGCAAGUACCUGCACUCUAUCCAAGACACGUUUUCCGUGGAGCUCGACACUUGUGACACGAUCACGCAGAACCUGAAGAUCCAGUGCGUCUCGCACCGCGCGUGCCGCAGCUGCCCGUUGUAUAUCCUCGAGUUCGACGACGUCUCGGACGGGUACGCGCUGUGGAAGUCCGCGGGCGACUGGGCGCUCGGCACGGUGCUGUCGUCGCUGUUCGCCGCACGGCCCGCAAGUAAGCAUCGGGCCGCGCGGCUCGAGACGCAGCUUGCGGCACACGCAACGCGCAAGCACGACCCGGAGUUCCUCGCGCAAGCGCUGCAGAAGCUCAACGUCGACUGGGACGCGCCGCACGCGCGUUUCGAGUUCGACUUCGCGCUCUUCGUGCGCCUGCUCGACGAGGCCGUCGCACCCGAGAUCGGCGCCCGCACUUGCGACUCCUACCUCGAGCUGGUCUCGCCGCUGCAGUACAAGAGCCUCACCACAAUGGUCGUGCUGAGAACCAAGGUCGCCGUCAGCAAGCAGCACGUGGAGUGCAGCCUCAAAGACUACGACGCGCGCAUGCGCGGCCUGGCGCUGGCGCGCCGCGCCGCGGACCGCGCGGAUAGUGUGGCGUUGGACCGGAGCCACGAGGCCUCGGUGCUUUCCGACGCUGCCGAGCGCUCGCCGUCGCCUCCGGUCUCCACGUCCGACGACGACGCGUACCUACUCUCUUCCUCGCAGCAGCUGCUCACCAACUUCCAGAAGCACUUCCGUGGUAUGGCCGAGACCUUCGAGACCUUCGACGUCAAGCGCGCCGCCCAGUCUCCUAGGCGUCUCGCCGCCCCGUCCGACUGCUGGAAAGUCUCUAAACCUGUGAAAAACGGCAAGUCAAAGCCCAGUAAGGUCCACGCCUAG